AUGGGUGAUCAUAAUAAUAUGACCCCAUUGGCCAUCGUCGGGCUUUCAGCACGCUACGCGCAGGAAGCGAGUACUCCUGAGAAGUUUUGGGAAUUUUUACUCAGAGGACGUCAAUCAACCACUCCGAUCCCAAAAGACCGAUUCAAUGCGGACGCAUAUUAUCACCCUGAUCUUGAUCAUGGCGGAACAUUUCAUGUCAAGGGUGGCCACUUCUUGUCGGAGAACCCUUUGGGUUUUGAUGCUGGAUUCUUCCGAAUCAGCCAAACAGAAGUCCUGACGAUGGAUCCUCAGCAACGACUUGUGAUGGAAAAUGUGUACCACGCUCUUGAGAAUGCUGGAAUUCCUCUGGAUCAGGCAAUAUCCUCCAAGACUGCUGUUUUUGCCGCUGGGUUCAACCAUGACCACAGGAAUCUUCUAAAUAUGGAUAUUGAAACGUCUUUAAAGCACAAGUCAACUGGUUCAGAGCAGUCCAUCAUUUCAAACCGGGUCAGCUGGUUUUAUGACUUUCACGGACCUAGCGUUACAAUUGAUACCGCAUGCUCCAGCGGUCUUGUUUCCCUUCACUUGGCUGCCCAGAGCUUGAAAUCUGGCGACAGUGAAAUGGCUGUUGUGACUGGUGGAAGUGUCAUUAGCCACGUUGGAGACAUUAUCGCAUUUAGCCAUUCUGGUGUCCUUGGCGCAUCAGGUAAAUGUUUCACUUUCGAUCACAGAGCUGAAGGGUAUGCUCGAGGAGAAGGGGUAGGAACUGUCAUUGUCAAGAGACUAUCGGAUGCCCUCAGAGAUGGAAAUACGAUACGAGCAGUCAUUCGCGGAACCCUCGUAAACCAGGACGGGCGUACACCGGGUAUUUCCCUUCCAAGCGCUCAGGCACAGGAAGCUCUUAUUCGCCAUCUAUAUAGCAACGCGAAAUUAGAUCCCAGGGACACAAUGUUCGUCGAAGCACACGGAACUGGCACGCCGGUGGGAGACCCCAUCGAGACUAGAGCUAUUACUAGCGCAUUUGGUUCGGAACACCGCAAAGAGCCGCUCUAUGUUGGCGCUUUGAAGGCAAGUAUUGGACAUCUUGAAGGCGGUGCGGGCAUUGCGGGUGUCAUCAAGUCGGUUAUGAUUCUGGAAGCUGGCAUCAUCACUCCAAAUGCCAAUUUCGAGAAAGUCAAUCCGAAUAUCCCUAAGGAUGAGUGGAAUCUUGAGUUUCCUACAGAAUGUAUACCUUGGCCCAAAGCAGGAGCGCGUCGCAUAUCCGUGAACUCUUUUGGAUUCGGUGGAACUAAUGCACACUGUAUUUUGGAUGAUGCAUACCAUUUCUUGCAGGAGCAAGGCUUGAACGGAAUCCACAGGACUCGCAUACAGGUGCCAACUAAGCUUGAAAUCAACCAAACUCUUACCUCCCUGAACAAGCUUUACGGGGAACUGCAAGAACUUACCAACGGAAAUAGGGAGCUAACUCAUGGAGAUACUAUCAAUGGCACGAAUGGGGAGAAUGAGAAUGGAAGCAAUGGUAAAAUGCUGAAUGGAGUCAAUGGUAACGCUGUGAAUGGGACCAACGGGGAGCCUGCGAAUGAGACCAAUGGAGAGAAUACGGUCGGAACAAAUAAUGAGACCAUGAAUGGGAUCAAUGGAGAAUCUGUGGAUCGGACUAAUGGGGAGCCCGUGAGUGAGAUUAAUGGAGAGAAUACGAUUGGGCCGAAAAAUGAGACCGUGAAUGGGAUCAAUGGAGAGGCUGUUAAUGACACGAAUGGGGAGACUGUGAACGGCUCACACGAAGUUCCGAACUCCUUGUCUAGUGGUGAGACAAAAGCUCCCCGACUGUUUAUCUUGUCCGCAUUCGACAAGGAAGGUGUAAAGAGAACUGCGACGGAUUUGAGGAAUUACCUUGCAACCAAAACUUCAUUGCUAUCGAAUGAUGCAGCGGAGUUUCUCAGUGACCUAGCAUACACGCUGUCCCAAAGGAGAUCAGAUUUCCGAUGGAAAAGCCAUGUCGUCGCAGACUCGAUUCCAGAGCUUGAAGAAAGUUUAUCCACUGUUAAAGCUCGACCCAAACCCGCGAACACGGAUCGUCCGCCUAGAAUCGGGUUCGUCUUCACUGGCCAGGGUGCCCAGUACUGUAGAAUGGGGAAGCAAUUCAUGAUAUACCCAGUAUUUCGAAAAAGCUUGGAAGAUGCGACGCAAUACAUGAAGGCGGUUGGAAGCCCAUGGUCGCUAAUAGACGAACUUCUUCGCGAACAGGAGACCUCUAAAAUUCAUAAUCCUGCAAUUGCCCACCCUGCAUCAACCUCUAUCCAAGUUGCUAUUGUGGAACUUCUAGCUUCCUGGAACAUAUAUCCUGCUCGCGUUGUUGGCCACUCCUCGGGCGAAAUUGCUGCUGCGUAUUGCGCUGGUAAAAUAUCUCGGGAGUCCGCAUGGGGAGCCGCCUACUACCGCGGGUUUGUCUCUGCAAAGGAACAAGGUGUCAAGGGAUCUAUGAUUGCUGUUGGCUUAAGUCAGGAAAAUCUGCAGGAAUAUUUGGACAAAGUACAUACAGCUCACAAAGGAGAGUUAGUGGUUGCGUGUUACAAUAGUCCAAGAAACAAUACCGUCUCGGGCGACGAAGUGAUGAUCGACGCACUAAAGGAGUUACUUGAUGCAGAAGAUAUUUUCGCUCGAAAACUGAAAGUCCAAAAUGCCUACCAUUCCUCCCAUAUGCAGAAACUUGCUGAAGACUAUCUGGAACUGAUGGGCUCGCCCCCUGCUGGACAGCUUUUCGAUUCUAAUCAUGAUAUCCAGAUGUUCUCCACAAUUUCAGGAAAGAGGGUCAAAGAUGUUGAACUUACCACUCAGUAUUGGGCCGACAAUAUGGUUUCACCUGUCCGGUUCACGGAUGGCUUGCGUUCUAUGAUCUUCCAUCCCGAUGACAGCGAUCUCGAGUCCGACCAAUUCGACAAAACCUGGAUAGACGAAAUCAUUGAAGUGGGCCCUCACUCCGCAUUGCAGAGCGCGAUUAAGCAGACAAUCGCUGCCACUGCCUCCGCGCCUCCAAUUUCAUAUAUGUCGCUGCUUAAUCGUCAAGACUCUACUCUCCGUACAAUGAUGGAUGCUGUUGGGAGCCUAAACGGCAAGGCAGCCCCAGUCAAUAUCUAUGAAGUCAAUCAUGGCUUCGCAGGACAAGAGGGAAAUAUGCGGACCCCGCAGAUCCUUGUCUGGCUGCCUCCCUACUCCUUCAACCAUGACGAGAGAGGCUACUACGAGAGUAGACUAAGCAAAAAGAUACGUUACCGAGAAUUUCCACGGCAUCAACUCUUCGGUGCGCCCGUCCAGGACUGGAACCGGCAGAAUCGUAAAUGGCGGCAUUUCCUCAGAACUUACGAAAAUCCUUGGCUAAAGGAGCACAUGGUCACUGGGCGUUGUGUCCUUCCCGCAUCUGCAUAUUUGACCAUGGUGACUGAGGCGGUAAGGCAAGUCACAGGUGAUGCAGUCAAACUAACUGGAAUAAGACUAAAAAACGUGUCCAUCAAGUCCGCCCUUGUUGUUCCCGAUACAAGAGAGGGCGUGGAAGUGUCCUUGUCCAUUCACCCCGUGAACGAAUCAAACCAUUGGGAGUCUACCGUUUGGAAAUGGUUCCAGGUAUGCUCAUAUAUCGCAGCUCACGACGAUUGGAUCGAACAUUGUUCUGGAUAUUUUUCCGUCGAGCACAAGACCUCUCCAGACCCUAUCGACAAUGGCCGUGAGAGCGAAGCAGCUACCCAGGCUUGGAAAGAUGAAAUUGAACAGGGUGCACAGAGUUGCCAGAGGCCCCUUGAUAUUGGAAAGCUCUUUGACAAUUUCGAGACGGUCGGCCUGAAAUAUGGUCCCCUUUUUAAGAACCUAUCCAAUAUCACCGCCAACAGCCAACAACCGGGAGUCAUAAUGGGCACCGCGACCACUCCGGAAUUGGCAUCCGCAAUGCCAAAGGGUUAUCUUGACUCUCACGUCAUUCACCCUGUCACAUUGGACAGCAUGUUUGUUUCUGGACUUGUCGCGAUCUGUGACCAUGGGCGGCAGACUGUUUUGAAACGGCCGAUGGUACCGACUUUCAUCAAAGAAUCUUGGAUUUCCGCAGACAACAAUGCUCAGGCAGGUGUUAAUUUCCGAUGUCACGGACAAGCCUCAUCGGAGGCAUACGAUUCCUACAGUUUUGACAUCAAAUGUUCGGAUGGAGCGGACGAUCAGCCACGGGUCUCCCUCUCAGGAGUUCGCUUCACUCCCUUAUCGGAUGAGGAUGCUUCGCUUAGCGGCACACAACAACACGGCUACGCAAUGGACUGGACGCUUGAUAUCGAUAUGUUGGAAUCACCAGAAUUUCACCAGGCAUUGUCGGUCGAACCGUCGGCGACGUACGAGGAGCAGCAAAACUUAUUCGAAAAGCUUCAGCUUGCAUCUGCGCUGCUGAUUACCGAUGCCCUUGAAGCUCUGAAAGGUACCCCCGUCAAGCCGCCGACAAGUCAUUUGCGAAAGUAUUACGAAUGGAUGCAUCUGAUUGCAGACAAUGCGGCAGCAAAUUCAGUGGUACAUGCCCCGCUUGAGUUAUGCAAAAAGUAUUCUGGGGACCCAAGUCUCAAACAGGAGCUUUACCAGGAAGUCGAAAAACUUAACAAGGAUGGAGAACUUAUGGUCCGACUAGGUUUGCAGAUUCCAGCAAUCAUGCGGGACGAAGUUGAUCCGCUGUAUCUCAUGUUUGGCCAAGACGACAUCAUGACCUCUUAUUAUGAGGAGGUUUUGCAUGAAGGCGACGCCACGGAGAACGUGGAUGCGUAUUUAUCUCUCCUCGGCGACAACUACAGCGAUCUUGAGAUCCUCGAAAUAGGUGCCGGAACCGGAAGCUUUGCUCGGCUUCUUUUAGGUAUUCUCGCCCCUCGGUCCGGAAAUGAGAGCACGGAUAGCACCAAUACAGUCGCCCAGUACACCUUCACAGAUAUUUCACCUAGCUUCUUUUCUAAAGCAAAAGAGAAUCUAAGCGAAUGGGUAGACCUUCUUACAUUUGAGAAGUUGGAUAUCGAACGUGACCCAACAACCCAAGGCUUCAGUGCCAAAAAAUACGACAUGAUCAUCGCGCACAACGUCCUGCAUGCUACACCGGACUUAGGAAAGUCUCUCGAAAAUACUCAACGUUUGUUAAAGCCUGGUGGCAAGCUUGUGGUCCAUGAAGUGGUCAGACCAGAUAUUGUCUGGCCGUCACUUAUAUUCGGUCUUCUAUCUGGCUGGUGGCUGUCUAAUGAACCUAAUCGCGAGUGGUGCCCUCUCAUCACGCUUCCGGAAUGGGACGCUCUUCUUCGUCAGAGGGGGUUCUCGGGGGUUGAAAUUGAAAUUCCCAAUUCGCGAUAUCCUGAGUUUGUAAAGCUCAGCACAAUGAUUUCAUCCGCUGUCCCAGAUUCCCCAGACAGUGGCCGUACCGCAACCGAUGUCGUGAUCCUUGCCCCUGCCUCUAGAGUUGAGCACGAUUUCAUUCACAAAUUACAAGCCGAACUUGCGCAAAAUGCUGGGGUUACAAACUGUACUGUCAUGCAACUACAUGAAUUCAUUGGAAAGGAUAGAGCGAACGUUAUCUGCAUCUCUCUUUUAGAACUUGAAACUCCCGUUUUGCUUGACAUUUCCGAGGAGGACUUCAAGAAUCUCCAGCAAUACUUUUCAACAUGCAAAAGAUUGUUGUGGAUAACAGGUGAUCCGGCCGCACAGCCGGCGUUCAACAUGAGCACCGGCAUGGUUCGCACGCUUCGAUGGGAACGCGAUGCGGAGAGCCCAAAUUUUGUUACCCUGGCACUUGGUACUUCCAGUUCUUCUCCCACUAGAUCAACCAUCGAUUUAGUAUCGAAGAUAUUCCGUUAUCAAUUCACCAGUGGGCAGAUGAAACACCAGAACGCUGAGUACCUUCUGCGGGAUGGGUUGAUUUACAUUAACCACAUCCUUGAUCAUCCCUCGGCAACCAGUUUCUUGCGUUCGCAAUUCUCAACACUCAGUCCAGAAUUGGUUCCGUGGAAGAACACCGGACGUCCAGUUAAGCUCCAGAACAGCACACGAGGAGUACUCAACAAGCUGCAAUGGGUGACUGACGCUGCUUCCGCUUUGCCGCUAGGAGAUUCAGACAUUGAGGUUGAUAUUUGUGCUGUCGGGCUCAAUUUCGUGGACCUUCUAAGUAUUAUGGGUGAGGGGGUGGGAGAUGUCGUCGGGAGAGAAGCGGCUGGGGUCGUGACCAGGGUUGGGCCAGGUGUCAGGCAUUUGCAGGCCGGCGAUCGUGUAGUCUAUCUCACCGACUCGCCCAAGAAGGGGACUUUCCACAGCCACGGCCGGGUCAACGAAUCGCUAGCUAUCAGAAUACCGAACAAUAUGAGUUUCGAAUUUGCUGCAGGGCUCCCAGUUAUCUACGCUACUGUCAUCUACAGCUUGACAAAUGUCGGCAGACUAGUUGCUGGUGAAAAGAUUCUCAUUCACUCUGCCGCCGGUGGCGUUGGGCAAGCCGCCAUUCAGUACGCCCAAGAAAUUGGAGCUGAGAUCUUUGCAACUGUCUCAAGCGUUGAAAAGAUGGAAUUCCUCAAGAAGGAGUAUGGCAUCCUUGAGGAUCACAUAUUCUCAAGCCGAGACACCAGCUUUGUUCAGGGGAUUAUGAGAAUGACUAAAAAUUCCGGCGUUGAUUUGGUUCUCAACUCAUUGUCCCAAGAAGCUCUGCGGAAGUCCUUUGAAUGCGUUGCGCCAUUUGGUCGUUUUAUCGAGAUUGGGAAGAAAGACCUGCAGGCUGGCGGCAAACUAGACAUGACUCCCUUCCUUCAAAAUAUCUCAUUUACUGGAGUAGAUUUACUUACUCUCGCUGAGUCCAGACCAAAAAUUGUGGGAGAGCUUCUCAAUAUGACCAUACGCCUGUGGGAAGAGAAUAAGAUCAAGGGAGCCCAUCCACUAACGACCCUGGGCUACUCUGAACUUGAAGAUGGUCUUCGCAUGUUACAGUCCGGCAAGAACAUUGGUAAAAUAGUGUUCGCACCUAACGAAAAGGAUAUUGUUCCCGUUAUCCCCGAGGUCAAUAUCCCGUACACAUUUGAGGCCAAUGCGUCUUAUGUACUCGCUGGAGGUCUUGGAGGACUUGGAAGGAGUCUGGCACGGUGGAUGGUGAGCCGUGGCGCAAGGCAUUUGGUAUUCCUGUCACGUUCAGGAAAAAUCACGCAACCAGUCCAAGAGAUGGUUGCCGAGUUGGAAGGGAAAGGAUGCGAAAUUCGAAUCUUCACCUGCGACGUGUCUGACGCAUCUCGGCUACAAGCAGUUGUUGAAGAGUGCCAGCAGACACUUCCUCCAAUUAAAGGAUGUAUUCAGGGUUCGAUGGUCUUGAGGGAUUCACUCUUUGAAAACCUGACGUAUGCGGAUUGGACGGCGACAAUCAAACCCAAAGCUCAAGGCUCACAAAAUCUCCACGAUGUCUUGCCCAAAGACCUUGACUUCUUCGUCAUGCUCUCCUCGCUGGCUGGAGUUAUGGGAGGCCGCAGCCAGGCAAACUAUGCCGCAGGUAACACAUAUCAGGACGCGCUUGCCAAACAUCGCGUGGCAAACGGACUGCGAGCCGCAAGUUUCGACAUCGGCGGCGUGCUAUCCGUUGGUUUCGUUGCCGAAAACCAAAACUAUGCUCGAAAUGCCACAAAGGCCAUGAUACCAAUUCGGGAAGACGAGGUCCAUGCAGUCGUGGAAUAUCUAGUCGACCCACGACACGAAAAGACCCAGAGCACUUGCCAGGUACUCUUCGGCCUGGCGACGAAGAAGUCUUCUCAAGAGCGUGGAGUGCCCCCUCCCGAAUGUUUCAACUACCCCUUAUUCACCUUGUUGCAGAAGACCAGUGGUUCCCAGCAGCAAGGGUCUGAAGAGACGGAUACCUACUGUGUCGACGCUCUACUCGGAGCCGCUAGGAGCAGAGAGGAGGCAGCUGAAAUAGCGCUGAACGGCAUACUGAACAAGCUGUCGGUGCUUCUAAACGUCUCUAGUGACCAAAUCGACCCGGGCAAAUCGACCCGUUCGAAUGGAGUUGAUUCCCUGAUUGCGAUUGAAUUCCGGACGUGGCUAGCGAAAGAGGCGGGGACAGAGUUAUCGCUCAUCGAUGUUACGGUUGGCGGCAGUAUCAAUGAGCUGAGCCAGAAGGUCGCAUCUCUAAGCCGGUUCGUCCAGGGCAAUAUCUCUGAUUCAAAGUAA
Molecule: messenger RNA, 8175 nt
Organism: Blastomyces gilchristii SLH14081
Lineage: Eukaryota; Fungi; Ascomycota; Eurotiomycetes; Onygenales; Ajellomycetaceae
Product: iterative type I polyketide synthase
Exons: 7
Coding region: 1-8175 (2724 amino acids)
Biological process (GO): secondary metabolite biosynthetic process; fatty acid biosynthetic process
Molecular function (GO): oxidoreductase activity; fatty acid synthase activity; 3-oxoacyl-[acyl-carrier-protein] synthase activity
Source: RefSeq, a predicted model, not a curated record